CCCAGCUCAUCAGCCCUCCGACGCUGCCUCCACCAUCUCCCUUUCUGCCCCCUUUGACACUUCCUCGACUCGACGAUAGCGCCCGUCGACAAGAACAGCACACCGCACCGCAUCCCUUUCCCAACAAGCCUCUCGAUACAUAGGGUCGCCAUUCCCACCCGAGACACCAACGACACUCGAUUGUUGUUCUUACGCCAUCUAUCCGCCGUCCAUCAAAGUCGAAACGUUCAAAGCGCGAUUGCUGGGGGAGCUCUGAAACGCUUGGGCGUUUUCUUCUCAACAACCGCAUUGUGUCGAAAGCGAAUCUUGAUUACUUUUCCUUCUUGAUUGUCGAAAUCAUUUGCUCCCGCAGCAUCUAUCAAACACGCCUCUUCGACCACGUACCGUUGUUGCGCCUCAUUGCUUGCCCCGAAGCAAUCCCAAGUUCCGCUGACCGACAAAGCCACAAUCGGUCGAGCUCUCGUUCCCAACCGAAUUCACGCACCUCCUCUUCUGCACAUCUUGGCUUGCAGAAAGCCACCGACCUACCGACCGACCGACCGACCACAACAGCAUGCCUUCCCAAAGGCAACUGCGCACUCUCUUGGUGGGCGUGUUGAUCGGUGUCGUCUUCGUCCUCUUCUACACGUCGUCACUACGAGCGGACGAGGUCAAGGAUGAGCGGACAAUCCAGGACUUCUACCACAAGACAGUCAAUGGUUUGAAACACAAGGAGCCACCCAAUCAGGCCGUGUUAGAUCAGAAUAAGCCCAAGGCAGUUGGCCACGUGCCCGUUGACAAGGACGCCGAUGGUGAUGUGGACGCAGACGACGAAAAAUUGGCCAAAGACAUGGCAGGCCGGUUGAAGGCCGCCGAGGAAAAGGCCAAGGAACUCGCGAACAAGAAGUCGCCAUUAAAGCCAGAUGCACCAAGCGAGGUGGUCGGAAAGGGCAAUUCGGCCGCUGGCCAGGACAAGAAGAAGGAAAAGACAGGCGCCGGAAAGGAGGUCGUUAAGGACAGCGCAGACGACACGAAGAAGACCGAGAGUGACGAGGAACAUGCUGUUGAGGUUGAGUUGAACACCAUCUUGAAAAAGUCGCCAGUUAUUAUCUUCUCCAAGUCCUACUGCCCAUACUCGAAGAAGGCCAAGGCCCUGUUGCUCGAAAAGUACUCGAUCGAGCCUGCACCAUUCGUCGUCGAACUCGAUCAGCAUCCCCUUGGUGCCCAGUUGCAAGCUUUUCUGGGUGAAAAGACCGGUCGGAAGACAGUUCCCAACAUUUUGGUCAAUAGUGUGAGCAUUGGUGGAGGCGACGAUAUUGCCGAGCUGGACGAGCAGAAGAAGUUGGUCCCUAGGAUUGUCGACCUUGGACAGAAGAAGGUCGAGAUGAAGGAGCGGUCUGCCAACAGCCAGAAGAACAACUAGAUCGCUCGCGCCCUUUCCUAUUGUCGUUUCUGUAUUGCUCAACGCUUCGAAAUCGGCGUCUUUAGUGCGGAGGGGGCACCAAGGAAUGGACGGUAAGUGGAGCUGGCGGCGCAUGCCUCUAGUAAAGGACAUUUGCAUAUUCGGCGUUUUGGGAUCAUUCUGAAUCGUGCAUUCCCGACGGCGCGAACCCGGGCAGCAACAUAGGCUCUCCCCUGGGCGUGGAAAGUGGGAGGGUCGCACCACGAGGCGGUUGCGCAAGUCCGGUAAUGUGGAGGGACGUAUGCGGUUACCUUAGUCUGCUCGGAAAUACCAUACCGCACCUGUGAGCUAUCCAUCGCUUCAUCGUUGUCGUUCUACAUACACCUAGUGCGCCGCGAUCGCCUCCAUACCUCAAAUGUUCACCAUACACGGUCCUGGCCCACAGACUGCAUUGCGAAACGCAGCACUUAAUCUGGGCAAGC
Molecule: messenger RNA, 1863 nt
Organism: Colletotrichum destructivum
Lineage: Eukaryota; Fungi; Ascomycota; Sordariomycetes; Glomerellales; Glomerellaceae
Product: Putative glutaredoxin, Thioredoxin-like superfamily
Exons: 2
Coding region: 554-1402 (282 amino acids)
Biological process (GO): cellular response to oxidative stress
Cellular component (GO): Golgi lumen; cis-Golgi network; cytoplasm
Molecular function (GO): glutathione disulfide oxidoreductase activity
Source: RefSeq, a predicted model, not a curated record